AUGAAUUCAAUAAUGGGCAAUGAUAAAGAAGUAGUGGAGCUGAUAGAUAAUUUUUUCUUUAAAUCCACUCUACUGAUAUGCUCAACAAAAUCGAAUAAAUUGCAGACUCCCCUAGAUGAAGUUCCACAUUUCGAUGAGGAGUGGUUCUUGAAGGGAACCGAUGAGGAGUUAGAACUACCUGAAAUAAUCAAACAGUGGUCGAAUUUCGAUGGUGCAAGGGAACUACCGCCUCUUGUCAUUGAAACCUAUCUGGAUUUACGGAAUUUAGGCCCACAGGAUAGUGUUCAUUUGAAGGAUGAAGAAGGAAAUUCAUGGAGUGUCUGCAGAGGUUCAAAGAAAAGCGAAAUAGUUUUGGAACGAUGGCUGAUAGAACUCGAUUCUCUUUCUGCCGCCUUCAAGAGUCAUAAAGUUUCAGAAGAAGAGUCUAACAGUUUAUCGAGACAAUUUGUUUUACUUUUUCGUUAUCUAUACACUUUGACGCAAUUGCUACCUGCCAACGAUCUCUAUUUAUCGCUCUCAAAGAAUGUCGUGUCCCAUGGUACACUGCCUUUGAUUAGUGUGUCCACUAGGAUUCUUGAUGGAUCCAAACCGAUUUUGUCAAAGGGAAGAAUCGGUUUGAGUAAACCAAUAAUCAGUGCCUAUUCCAAUGUUAUCAAUGAAUCAAAUGUCCCUUCGCAUUUGGAGCAAAGGAAGAUUACUCCAGUGUGGACCAAAUAUGGGUUAUUAAGAGUUUCCGUCUCUUAUAGACGCGAUUGCCACUUUGAAGUUCACCACGAUAACGAAGAAGAGGCGAAUAUAGCGACAACGACAACGACUGCGGGGACUCCGGCAGCGAGAAGACCCUCGCAAAAUCAACAACAAUCAGUAUCAUUGUCCCCCCAUGGACACGCUGGAUCGUUAAAUUCCAUGGAACAACAAUCUUUGCCCAGAAAACCGUUGUCCAUCACUAGGCAAUUACAACCUUUUAAAGUGGGGUCAGUAGGAAGUGCACCAAUUCCACAACCUCAUGCACUAACUAGAAAUCCAUCGAGUUCGUCGUCUAUAUUGGCUAAUUUACAAGCUCAAAGGUCAACUAACAGUUCAAUGUGGGGGCCUACUCAACAACAGAUAACACCUCAUGGCGGCGACCUUCACGUUGAAAGCACAAGUGCUGGUAGUACAUCCAAAUAUUCUUCCUCAUUUGAUAGGUUACGUCGUCAUUCAAGUGUGAAAUAUAAUGAUUUGCCUGGGGAAAGACCUCUGAAACCUGCUAAAAUGCCAUCAGAUUCACAACCAACUGAAGAUUUAUUAGAUUUUGUCAAAAUGAUGAACGAUAGACCCGAGUUGAACAUCAGAAGAAGUCCUCGAGCCAGUGUGGAUAUUUCAAAUUCAUUGAUGAAGUUUCAAAAUUUAAAACCUACAAAUGAUAUAAUUAGUGAAAAUUUGAAUUUAUCGUUAUCGUUAGAUCCAAGUCAUACAUUUCAAUCCCAUUCGCACAGAUCCAAUUCUCACUCACCAUUGCCAUCAUAUUCACCAAAUUUCAAUUAUCCGUUGAUUCCAUCAAAAUUUUCUCAACCACGCUCUUUAUCCCAUGAUGGUGAUAGCGUUAUGGGGGUAGUCACUAGUAGACGUAAUUCCUCAGAUGUUCUCUCAAAGAAUGGUGCAUCGAAUCGUACCCGUAAUAAUAGCGUUUCUAGCAGUCGCAGACCUAGUGAAUCUGAAAGGGGUACAACAACUCCUUCUUUCACGCCUGGCUCUGAUUUUAAUCAUGAAAAUUGCCCUAGGUCUAAUUAUCAAAGGGAAGAAAGUAUAGAAGACGAAGACGAAGAAGGUCUUUUGGUGAAUAGAAGUGGCGGUUCAAGCGCAACGAGAAUUAAAUCCAUGGAUAGUAUAUCCACCUCGAUUUCCAAGAACAGGUUACCGAUCCGGCAACCUUCCAAUUAUUCACAACCGACAACAACAGCGGUUCCUGCAUAUGCAAAACUACAUAGACCGGGUGCCAGGUCCGCAGAACAACAGAGGGAAGAGUCCAGUAGAAAAUUGGAGAACUCUAUUACUACGACAGCUUCAACCCCAAAUCCAGCUACAACCGACGACAGCUCACCUCAUGGUGAAGACAACGAUGAUGAGGAUUUACUCUUCUUUAUGAGUGAUAUGAAUCUUUCAAAAAUGUAA
This is a messenger RNA of Zygosaccharomyces rouxii, 2154 nucleotides long. It is a transcript of the gene ATG13, whose product is annotated as serine/threonine protein kinase regulatory subunit ATG13. The transcript has a single exon. Gene Ontology annotation, biological process: autophagosome assembly; protein localization to phagophore assembly site; piecemeal microautophagy of the nucleus. NCBI's taxonomy places the organism in Eukaryota, Fungi, Ascomycota, Saccharomycetes, Saccharomycetales, Saccharomycetaceae. The record is from RefSeq and is a predicted model, not a curated record. Bases 1 to 2154 code for a protein of 717 amino acids. Gene Ontology annotation, cellular component: cytosol; extrinsic component of membrane; phagophore assembly site.